UCGAAAAAUAAAUUAACCGAAUUUAAAUAAAUUAUUCAGUUCAGUUAUAAAUUUAAGCUUACUCGUGUUCUAAAAAAAACUACACAAACUAACCGGACUUGAUUACAGUUAAUUGUAUGAUUGUACAUGUCGAAUUUUAACGUAAUAAUUAAGGAAUAUUAGGUCUGGAUAUUCCAGUGAUCGAGAGAUGAUGGAGAUGGAGUAGUGCCAUAAAAGAAUUGGGAUAUGCUACUUCAAACUUAGAUGCCACCGAUAUUCACUACUUUCAGCUCAAACAAAACGAAUAUUCCAUUCAAAGAUUCCUCAUGGAAAACGUCUGCAAUUUACACGCCACAUCGACAUCACGUGCAACGCAAAAACACAAUAUCAUCUUCUCCCGCCCGCUUCAUUUACAUUUUUCACUUCUUCUCUCUGAAACUUCGAUGAGCGUUUGAUCUGCGCGCGCUUCACCUCCUUCAAUCUCAGGGUUUUGAAAGGAGGAUCCAAGCUACGAACAGAAGGCCAACAAAAAUGCCGAUUCCUCAGAGCCUUCACAGGAUUUCCACAAAAGUAAGAAAAAUUAUUUUAUGUAAUAAACACUACAGGCUGAGAGUUCAAGAUAGUCAGAAUUCAUGCGAUAGCUUAGAGAAACAAGCAACCAUCUACAAGUCAAAGGAGAAAGAAAAGGGGAUCAGAUUAAUUCAUCAUAACAUUUGGAGGCCCCUCAAACUCAAAACACAAGCGGUGUCAGGAAAGGUUUCCAAAGCGGCGGUUGUCUUGCUGAUGGGUCUUCUGGGAAUGGUUUAUCAGUCAAAGCAACUGCUCCCUCCAGAAACUAGUGGGGCAGCGGAGCAUUCUCCUGUCACCUCAUCAAGAAUCAGACUUAGAGAUGGAAGGUACCUGGCUUACAGAGAGAGAGGUGUUCCCAAGGAAAAAGCUAAACACAAGAUCAUUCUUGUGCACGGCCUUGGAAGCUCCAAAGAGAUGAAUUUUCUGGCACCCCAAGAACUAAUAGAUGAGUUGGGCAUAUAUUUUCUUCUAUUUGAUCGAGCUGGAUACGGAGAAAGUGAUCCGGACCCAAAGCGCACAGUAAAGAGUGAAGCACUUGAUAUUCAAGAACUUGCUGAUCAAUUACAGUUAGGAUCCAAGUUUUAUGUGAUUGGAGUCUCAAUAGGAUCAUACUCCACAUGGAGUUGUCUCAAAUACAUACCAGACAGGUUAGCAGGUGUCGCUUUUGUAGUCCCUGUUGUGAAUUACCGGUGGCCUUCUCUCCCUAAUAGUUUGAUUAGGGAGGACUAUAGGAGGAAACUUGUGCAGUGGUCUAUCAGGUUUGCAAAUUAUGCUCCUGGAUUGCUAUACUGGUGGGUGACUCAAAAAUGGCUCCCUUCAAGUUCUGUCCUAGAAAGAAACCCAGUAUUCUUUAAUGACCGAGAUAUAGAUAUUUUGAAGACUAUAUCAGGGUUUGCAAUGCUCACCCAGGAUAAGUUACGAGAACGAGGUGUUUUUGAUACUCUCCGUCGUGACUUUAUGCUGGCUUUUGGAAAAUGGGAAUUUGAUCCAAUGGAUCUGACCAAUCCAUACCCCCAAAAUGAAAGCUCAGUGCACAUAUGGCAAGGUUAUGAAGAUAAGGUUGUGCCCUUUCAGCUUCAAAGAUUUGUUUCAGGAAAGCUACCUUGGAUUCGAUACCAUGAAGUUCCAGAUGGUGGACAUUUGAUUGUGUAUUACAAUGGUGUAUGUGAGGCCAUAUUAAGGGCGCUUUUGCUUGGAGAGGAGCAAGUUUCAUACAGACCUAGUACAGCAAAAGUGUUACCUUAAAGUCGUCACAACAGCUUCUUCUGAUCAUCCAAAUUGUUGAUUAUGUAGGUGAUUGAAUUUGUUUUUUCAGAGAUUGACAAAUAUGUACAUUACAUUUGUUACUGGAAAUUUGAAAGGUAUAGUCCCUGUUUCUGUACAUAUUAUGCA
Molecule: messenger RNA, 1941 nt
Organism: Alnus glutinosa
Lineage: Eukaryota; Viridiplantae; Streptophyta; Magnoliopsida; Fagales; Betulaceae
Exons: 6
Coding region: 511-1794 (427 amino acids)
Source: RefSeq, a predicted model, not a curated record